AUGAGGACGGCCGCGAUUCACAACCGGGGGGGACAGCUGUCGAGUCGUCAGCUAGGUACAUUCCGAACUUGCACCAUGCGUCAUGCCGCGGUAUCGCCAGGUUUCCAACGUUUCCUGUUUCGCUGUCACCGCCGGCCUGCAAUUCGUGCGGGUGCUUCUGCCAUGCAGUUUCAUCCCGUCUUGCGCUGUAAGGGUUACUGGACGGUUGCAUGUGACGAUGAAUUGAGAGCUGUUGAGGAUUUCCCCUUUCUGACUUUGGAGACCCGGCCACCACUGCAGUAUCCUUGCAAGGCCAAAUCACGGUUGCAAGCCACCUUUCAUUCAUGA
Messenger RNA from Neurospora tetrasperma FGSC 2508, 327 nucleotides. RefSeq lists its product as uncharacterized. Bases 1 to 327 code for a protein of 108 amino acids. Lineage: Eukaryota; Fungi; Ascomycota; Sordariomycetes; Sordariales; Sordariaceae. The record is from RefSeq and is a predicted model, not a curated record. The transcript has a single exon.